This is a messenger RNA of Asterias rubens (European starfish), 2827 nucleotides long. Its product is annotated as PC3-like endoprotease variant B. The record is from RefSeq and is a predicted model, not a curated record. Gene Ontology annotation, cellular component: Golgi membrane; trans-Golgi network. NCBI's taxonomy places the organism in Eukaryota, Metazoa, Echinodermata, Asteroidea, Forcipulatida, Asteriidae. The coding region runs from base 930 to 2741 and encodes 603 amino acids. Gene Ontology annotation, biological process: peptide hormone processing. Gene Ontology annotation, molecular function: protein binding; serine-type endopeptidase activity. The transcript has 16 exons.
ACAUACAGUACAGGGAGGUUUCAAAAUGUCUCCUUACUAAUUUUCUGAAGGUGAGUCAGAUUUCUCGUUCACCUUCAGAAAUUAGCGAAAUGAAGCACUCGUCACCUCCCUGUACUGUAUGUAUUCUAUUUUCUGACUAGCGGUCCAGGAAUAUAGACUGGUUCCGUAAGACUGUAUGGUACCCUGUAUACCGAUGACGUCCGUAUGUGUAUCGCAGUAUAAAACAAACUUUAAAAAACAACUAUUUUUUAGCAGAGCAAAAGGUCACAAAAGUCGUUUAUGAAUCAACCCAUAUCAUCGUUUGUUAACUGUGGGCGGUGGACUUUCAAAGCUUGGCCGGCCGAUGGCUGCCGUGUACAAAACGAGGAAAUUAGAGUCGGGGUAAGACUAAAUCACUAAGUAUAAAGGCAAGACCGCCCCUGAAAAUGCGUGGUGUCCCAUGUAAGCAGCGUUUUGUGUCUGAUUUGAACGGCCUAUUUUCUGUCUAUAAGCCAACUGGAAUUACCUCAGCUUUCCUAGUCAACAGACUUAAGCAAAUCCUCUUCAGUGAACAAAAACGUCAAGACCAGGACCACAGCCAUCACAAGACGAAAGGAAUCUCACAGCCAUCCAAGCGACUUCGGAUUGGACAUUGUGGAACGUUGGACAUGAACGCCUCAGGUGUCUUGGUGGUUGGAGUUGGGACAGGUACAAAGAUGCUGACUAAUAUGCUGAAAGGGAGAAAGCGUUACCACGCAGUCGGAUGUCUUGGUUCAGCUACAGACACACAGGAUGCACUCGGCAAAGUUACACUUCAGUUGCCAUUAGGUGUUGUGGGUUGAGCAGCAAGAAACUCUGUUUCACGUGAAGCGUGAUGCGAAGGCCGUGCCCCACGAUACGACAGGAAGUGAUUACGUGCCACCGUUUAACGAUCCUAAGUUUCCACAGCAAUGGUACCUGCACAACCAAGGCCAGAACAAAGCACAGCGUGGUGUAGACAUGAACCUAGGCCAAGCCUGGAAGCUAGGCCUUAUGGGAAAGGGCGUGGUGGUGACCAUCGUGGACGAUGUCAUGGCACACGCUGUGCAGGAGAGGUGGCUGCCGAAGCCAAUAAUGGUAUAUGUGGUGUUGGAGCAGCCCCCGAGGCAAGCAUUGGAGGCAUACGAUUUCUUGACGGCGAUGUGACUGAUGCAAUUGAAGCCGACGCACUGACGUUUCAUAAUCAACACGUUGAUAUCUACAGCUGUUGCUGGGGACCAGCUGACACCGGCAAAAUUAUGAGGGUACCAGGGAAAUUGAUGGGUGAAGCGCUGGUUGAGGGAAUCACAAAGGGUCGUGGUGGCAAGGGCUCCAUCUACACCUGGGCCUCAGGUAACGGUGGUAAUAACGGAGACGACUGCGGAGCGGACGGCUACGUCGGUAGCAUCCACACCAUCUCAGUUGGUUCCAUUAAUGACAUGGGGGAGUCGGUUUACUUCAUGGAGAAGUGCGCCUCAACGAUGGCCGUCGUUCUGUCUGGAGGAAUCAGUGACAUCAAGGCCAAACGGGAUAACAGUAAACCUCAAAAUCUGGUGAUCACAACGGACAUCCGUGAUGGUUGCAUUGAUAAUUUCAUCGGGACAUCCAGUGCAGCCCCACUAGCAGCAGGUCUCUUUGCACUGGUUCUCCAAGCUAACCCAAAUCUGACCUGGCGUGAUCUACAGCACAUCGUUGUUCACGGAUCCCACAUUCCCAAUGUGGAAGAGUCUGGCUGGCACAUUAACGGCGCUGGCUUCCACACCAAUGAGAAGUUUGGAUUCGGGAUGCUGGAUGCCGGCAAGAUGGUAGAGCUGGCUCUGACUUGGAGACUAGUCGGACCUCAGCAGACGUACUCGACCACAACGUCAAGAUAUCAUAAAUCAAUCCUUCAAGGAAUGUCCACCGUCGUCUACAUAGAUAUAAAUUGCCCCAUCACCAAACUGGAGCACACCAUCGCGAAAAUCUCCUACCAAGCCCCCCGCCGUGGCGACGUCUCCCUGACGAUCUGGUCCCCGCAGGGCACCCCCUCCGAGCUCCUCUCGACCCGCAAGAAUGACAACACCACUCAGUCAGUGGACGAGUUUCCUUUCAUGUCGCUACGGAACUGGGACGAGAACCCAAACGGGGUGUGGCGCCUGGAGGUAGAGCAUCACCACACCCCACCAGGGGUCCAGUCGCAGGAGGAGGACCUUCCUGAUAUUCCGAGGGGAAGUAGUAAGGUGGCUCGAUUCACCAGCUUCCAGCUGGUGUUGUACGGGACUAAUGAUGAUGCUGACCUGACAACAACUAACGAGGAAAACCCAGCCGUGAACCCUGAUCUUUCAGGACAUAUUGAAGACAACGUGGUCGUUGACCUUUAUAACAAAGAGCAGCUACAUGAUGAAGAGAUCGUUAUUGACAAGGAUAAUUUAGCCAAAGGAGUAAAAGCACCUCCAAAUACAAAACACAACUUGGACGAUGAGGAUUAUCGCACCAUCAUAGACACCCCUAUGGACUUGAACACAGUCCGAGAGCAACUUGAAGGAAUGAUCUACCAAGACCCCAUGGAAUUCUGUAAAGACGUACGCCUCGUCUUCACCAACUCAAAAGGCUACACCCCAAACAAAAAAUCUAAGAUCUAUUCCAUGACGUUACGUUUAUCAGCACUCUUCGAGGAGCAAUUCAGACCUAUUCUAAGCGACUACAAAUCAGCUCUAAAGUAUGAGAAGCAAGUCCGUUCAGGACUCAAGAGCCUCGUCCUCUAACAGCGAAGCCUCGUCAUCUCACAGCGAAGAAGACAAGGAGACAGAGAGCCCUACUCGUGCGGGGCCAUCCAGGGUGGGGCCAUCCA